AUGAAUCUCUAUCCCUUGCAAAAGAUCUCUUUUCUCCUUGUGAUCACAAGUACUAUAUGCCUAUUGUAUAUUCCAAGAUCUUUGGGUAAGGAGGAUGAUGAGCAAUACCUCAACUGCAGCGCUUCGUUUCAAUGCGCAAAUAUUCCGAAUAUUGGUUACCCUUUUUGGGGAUCAAGCCGGCCCAAUUAUUGUGGCUUCCCGGAAUUCAAGUUGAACUGCACCGGGGACGCCCCGGUGAUCUCAUUCCAGGAUGAAGAUUAUCGAGUCCUGGAUAUCAACCAAAGUGCACGUACUCUUAGAAUCGCUAGGACAGACUACUGGAACAACGUUUGUCCUGUGUCACCUGGCAACACCACAAUAGAAGUAAACCAUGUAGAAUAUGCUUCAGAUGUUCAAGAACUACUGCUGUUCUAUGACUGCCCCCCACUCAAUAUUCCUCUUCCAAUUCAGCUAACAAGUCAGUUCAACUGCAGCAUAAACAGCACUGCCAAUUACAUCAAUUACUUUGUCACACAAAACCUCACGAAUUCUGGGCUCGCGAAUAUUAGUAGUACCUUUGGAACGUGCAACAAGACCGUCACUGCCCUCGUUUCGCAAUCAGCGCGUGAAAAUUUGGCGAUGAAUUCCACCAAGGACAAUCUAGUUGCCGUUCUUGAUUCUGGGUUUGGGUUGAAAUGGGAUACAAGUAAUAACUUGUGUAAGCAAUGUAACGGAACUGGUGGUCAGUGCGGGUACAAUACAUCUACAGCUGAGUUCACCUGCUAUUGCAAGGAUGGACCUAAUCCCUCAAACUGUGCAGGAAAAAAGAAGGAAAUAGCAAUAGGUCUUGCUGUAGGAGGUGCAAUCCUUUUUGGCAUUUUCGUAGGAUUCUAUAUAUAUUCUUUCAUACAAAAAAAGAAGAAGAAACUUGCUGCACUAGCUCAAAGCAAAGAGAUUCCGACACCCCUCACGAGCAAAAGCAUUGCUACUCCCUCAACUAAUCUCUCUCAAUCUCAAAGCAUCCCUUCGUAUCCUUCCUUUAAUUCAAAGUCAGACUAUGAUAAGGGGAGCACUUACUUUGGAGUUCAGGUCUUCAGCUAUACUGAAUUAGAGGAAGCCACUGAAAAUUUCAAUCCUGCUAAAGAACUUGGAGACGGAGGAUUUGGCACUGUUUACUAUGGUAAGCUACAGGAUGGCCGUGUAGUUGCAGUGAAGCGCCUUUACGAGAACAAUUUCAAACGUGUGGAGCAGUUUAUGAACGAGGUCGAGAUCUUAACUCGUCUCGAACACCGGAACCUUGUCAAGCUGUACGGAUGCACCUCAAGAAGGAGCCGAGAACUCCUCCUUGUUUACGAGUAUAUUCCUAAUGGAACAGUUGCUGACCAUCUCCAUGGGAAAAGAGUCGAAUCCGGGUUUCUUAGUUGGCCUGUUCGAUUGAGCAUCGCCAUAGAGACAGCUGAUGCACUGGCUUUCCUGCACCGCAAUGAUGUAAUACACCGUGAUGUCAAGACCAACAAUAUUCUCAUAGACAACGACUUUUGUGUGAAGGUCGCUGAUUUUGGGCUCUCAAGAUUGUUCCCCAACGAUGUCACGCAUGUUUCAACUGCUCCACAAGGGACCCCCGGCUAUGUUGAUCCUGAGUAUUAUCAAUGCUAUCAACUCACGGACAAGAGUGACGUAUAUAGCUUUGGCGUGGUCUUGAUCGAGCUCAUAUCAUCACUACAAGCAGUGGAUACCAAUAGGCACCGGCACGAUAUAAAUUUGGCCAACAUGGCUAUCAACAAAAUUCAAAAUCAUCUAGUGAAUGAGUUGGUUGAUCCUCUUCUUGAGUUCGAAACGAACCAUGUUGUUAGGGGGAUGGCAACAGCAGUGGCAGAAUUGGCCUUCCGAUGUUUGCAACAGGAGAGGGACAUGAGGCCAACCAUGGACGAAGUGUUAGAUGGUUUGAGAGCAAUCCAGAAUGAAGAUCUUGGUUCAGAAGACGGUCAAGCAGUUGUGCUGGAUAUCGGGGCAGAUGACGUUGGACUCUUGAGGAACAUGCCUCCCCCACUCUCACCAGACUCAGCCGGAACUGAUAAAUUGGAAAGCACCAUUGUCGUACGCGGAUGGUGGACUAACUUUUGGUACAAUACUUUCUUCGCUACAAAGCGCGGCAGAGAUGGCCUUUGUUGUCACUACGUCACUACGAUAUUUUGGGUUUUGGCAAGUUCACUACUUCCCAAAGAGAAGAAGCCUACCAUACUUCCUUUGCCGUGCAAAAGCAUUCCCAAUUCCUCAAUUUUGUUGUAUGAAUUGACUAAGAGCUCAUUUGAGAGUGAUUUUGAGAGCCAGAAUCACUUAUGGGGGGAAAGGUUUGAAUUUAAGGAAUUUAUUAAGACACAAUUUAGAAUGGUUUAG
Prunus armeniaca (apricot) is the source of this 2376-nucleotide messenger RNA. The record is from the annotation of a GenBank genome assembly. Lineage: Eukaryota; Viridiplantae; Streptophyta; Magnoliopsida; Rosales; Rosaceae.